Molecule: messenger RNA, 1535 nt
Organism: Notechis scutatus (mainland tiger snake)
Lineage: Eukaryota; Metazoa; Chordata; Lepidosauria; Squamata; Elapidae
Source: RefSeq, a predicted model, not a curated record
UCCUUCCGCUGGGUUGCUUUCCGACUUCCCAUUCGUCUCGAGCAGCCCUGGGAUUGCGGAGGGGUCUCCUAUCCACGCAUUAAGUGAGGCCCAACCUGGGUAGUAGCUUCAGUGCUCGGCAAGGCCCUUAGGCACUUGAAAGAGAAAAAUAAUACCAAAUGGCAGAAGCAGUUUUUCAUCCUCCCAGAAGGAAAAGAAAAGUAUAUGAAUCAUAUGAUUCUCCAUUCCCUCUUUCUCCUUCCGUAGAAGGCAGUCAUGGAAGAGUUUAUAAAAUGUGCCAGGCUGAAUUGAUAAAUAACAAUGUAAUUGUGAAGAAUCCUGAAGAUAUAGAACAGCUAUAUAGCAAGGGAUUUUUUGGAAAAGGUAUUCUUUCAAGAAGUCGACCAGAAUAUAGUAUUUCAGAUCCUAUGUUGACUGCUAAAUGGAAAGAUGCUAAAUUAAAUAUGCCAAUAAUCUCAUCAAAAAAAUACCAGCAUUGUGUUGAAUGGGCUAAAAAACGUCUGUCUGAACAGGGAAUGGGUGACUCCACAAUUAACAACAUCAUGCAAAAUUACACUAAACAAAUUAAUCUGAAAAUAGAAACUGGGCAAAAUAAUGGAUUUCAAGAUGAAGGAACAUUUAAAAUGGAAAGUGAUAAAGAAGAACCAAAGCUUCUAAUGACAUCAUCUGAAAUUAAUGGGAAUAACAAAUCUUUCAAAGCUAAUACGUGUUGUGAUUCAUUAGACAAACAUGACUGUAGUGAAUCAGAUAUUACAGACUCUAACAUUUUAGCUAAAACUCCUUCACCACAACAAUGUUCUCUCAAUAUGUAUGAUAGCUGCAGAGAAGACAAUUAUGUUGAACCAGAAUCUCAUUGUUUCAGUAAUAAUGAAUAUGAGCACGAGCUCGUAUUAAUAGAAGAAAAAGAAUUGUGUAUGGAAGAGGAAACAAGUGAUGAAUUUCAUUUAAUUAAAAAAGCAAACUUAGUAUGCCGAAGAAACCCUUUCAGGAUUUUUGAAUAUCUGCAACUCAGUCUAGAAGAGGCUUUUUUCCUGGUCUAUGCUCUCGGAUGUUUGAAUAUUUAUUACAAUGAGGCACCUUUAUCUAUCUUGAAGCUGUGGGAACUUUUUAGUAAAGCACAACCCAAUUUUAAGGCUACAUACAUGGCUUAUCAUUACUUCCGUAGUAAAGGAUGGGUCCCUAAAGUUGGCCUGAAAUAUGGAACUGAUUUGUUGCUAUAUCGAAAAGGCCCUCCUUUUUACCAUGCCAGCUAUUCUGUGAUUGCUGAAUUAAUUAAUGAUGAUUUUGAUGGACCACUGCACAGACCAUUCAGUUGGAAAUCUUUGUCUGGAUUGAACAGAACUACAGCAAAUGUUUCCAAGGAACUCAUGUUCUGCUAUUUAAUUAAGCCAUCUGAUAUGAAUGAAAAAGAAAUGCUUUCACCUGAAUGUCUCAAAAGAAUGAAAGUCCAGGAAUUGAUCCUAAAUCGCUGGGUUUCAUCCUGUGAACGUAGUGAACAAGAAGAGGUGUGAAAUUGGAAUCCGAAAGUUGAGCAA